Messenger RNA from Melospiza georgiana, 1056 nucleotides. RefSeq names its product MANSC domain containing 4 (gene MANSC4). The transcript has 3 exons. NCBI's taxonomy places the organism in Eukaryota, Metazoa, Chordata, Aves, Passeriformes, Passerellidae. Bases 1 to 1056 code for a protein of 351 amino acids. The record is from RefSeq and is a predicted model, not a curated record.
AUGGCCGUGCUGCUGGCGGCGGCACAAGCGCUGCUGCUGCUGCUGCUGGGGCUCCUGGGGCUGCCCGGGCUCCCCCAGCGCCUCUGCUCGCCCACCGCCUUCUACAAGAACUGCUGGAUCCGGCGCUUCCCGGGGCUCCUGCUGGACCUGCGGGAGUCGCGGCGCCGGGGAGCGCGGCUGCUGCGCGGCUACGCCGAAACCUCGUCCCAGCAGUGCAGCAGGAGCUGCUGCCUCCUGAGCAACGUCUCCUGCAAUCUAGCAGUGUUCUACCACGGAGCCAUUCAUGGGAACAGGAACUGCCUGCACAUGUCUUGCCCAGCUUUGGAAAGCUGCAUUCUAAAGGCUGGAGUUGAUGUCAUUUUGUACAACAUCACAACAGGGAUUGAUCCAGAUCUUCUCAUUUUUGAGAAACUGAAAUCCCAAGAAACAAAUGCCUACUCCUCAGCAAGUAAAUCUGAGAGGCAGCACAGCACAAAGACCCCUGACGGGGGAAGAUGCCAACAUCACAACGGCACCACGUCAGGUUCUCCUCUGCUCCAAGCUCCUCCUGCUGCCACGAGCCAUGGCUUACCAGCAAACACUCCCAGCCCCAGCUGGAGCCUGACAGUGCAGAGAACUGAAGGUGCUGCCUAUGCCAGGGCACAAACCUCCCCAGCAGCCAUUGAUCUUACUGAGAGGACAAGCAGCAGGUCAGUCAUCACCAGCUCAGCCAAGAGUGCACACUCAGCUUUGAACCCCAAGCCUGCCCAGGUGUUAUCCCACGUGCCCACCCGUCCUCACCUGAACAGCAGCAAGCAGCACCCCAAUGAAACCAAAGGCUACAGUGGGAGGAAUUCCACAUCAGACAAUGAGGCAGCAGCCUGGGAAGCUGCAGCUUUGGGGGUCUGGCUGAUUCCUGUUGUCCUGUGCUCCUCUCUCCUCUGCCUGUGCUGUUGCACUGUUGCCCUCACAGCCGGGCGCUGCAGCUACAGGAGGGGUCACUACAAACCUGUAAGGACAAGAACAACCAUGUCCAGACAGCUCAUGAAACAUGCUCCUGGCAGAGGUAAUCUGUGA